UGCUUGAUUACUUCAAUGCUCUCACCCCGAUGUCGUCCCUGUGUCCUCCCUCUAUCCCUCCAUUUGUCUGUCCGAUUGCAGCAAGCGGUGUCAAGUCAGGCACUCCUCUUUUUGGGGCACCGCGACUGACAACUGACCGCCAGACAAUCACGCGGACACACACCACCCCAUCACACAGUCCUCGAAAGGAACUCUCACAGACAUGUACCCACCGACCGACCCCAUCAUUCAUGCCUCACAUGCACUCUCACAUCGACCUGAUGAGCUCGUCAGUGCACGAUGAAAUCACCAACAAAGAAAGUGAGCCAGACAAAUAUAUCGAAGGAGCAAACUAUGUGUGUGUGCACGAACUACCCAUGGCGUAGCGGCCAGCGCAUGGUCACCCCCCACCCCUGCCCACCGCUCCCGGAACACACAACACGCACAGCCAAUGAAUUCAUUCAUGUGAUGGAUAAAGCACAUACGCAUUCAACAUGACACAGCAAAAAUCACGAAUGGAAACAGCGAUUGUGUGCACGUGUCUGGACGCUACAGAGAGGACUGAUGCCGUCCUGUAAUCCUAUCUACCACAUCCAAUUCCUGGGGCCUCCGGGGUUCCUGCAGACAGCUGGAUCGUAGUCAUAUCCAGUGACGGCCUGAAAAGACAUACAUACACAUCCAAACCCAGCACAGGUGCUCAGUGGGCCUUCGCUGUUUGUCUAGUCGCAUGUUCGCUCGCUUACGAUUGCAGUGCACGGGAGGACGUUGUUGUUGCAUGUGAUCUGCAUGAACAGAUGAUGGAACGCGUGAAAGGCAGGGUAUCCGUAGGGGCAGUGUCUCCUGCACGGCAAUGUGGAGACCCGGCGUACGUACCUGGACCCGGUAAUUACGGAAGCCGAGGAAUGAAAAAGUCCUGACCCAGACAUUCGUUGCCAAAGUCCCCCCGUUCGCCCCGACGCAGUCGUCAGGCAAGGGGCCGGGUCUGCGAUGCACAUGGACAAAUCGUAGCGAAUGUGUAUCUAGCGUAUGGAUCCGUAGUGAGUACCGAAUCUCGCAGAUUUCCAGACGCAUUCCGCCGAGCGACUUCAAAUUCCAGUUGUGACGAUCGAAUGCACCAGGGUUGACUGAGGCUCUGAUGACCCUUGUCUGCCCCGCGCCGACAAGGCCGAUGAUUUGAGGCCCGUGGAUCUCUGCGCACAAGACAGACACACACACAGUGUCCGGUAAAUGAAACGACAAGAUGCCCUUCCCUCGUUCUCGUCGCUUACUGGAGCAUGGGAAUUGCUCAGAAGUAACAUUGGUGCCGUUGUCGGUGACGUUGCUCACAGGCUCAGAGAUACCCUCAUACCAGGCAGCUGCAUGUGGCCACACACACACGUGUGCGUCUCUCUGUCUCUCCCAGCGUUCGUGUGUGUGUGUGCAUCAGUGAUCAUACGAAGGUUGAGGUCCUUCAUCUUGGGGUCAUCCUCGUCGCCACCACCGGUCCUGGUCCACACGCGGUCGCCGUGCACAACCACCUCGAUGCCCUCCGCGGCGUUCUCCAUGAGCACCGUGGAGAUGGCAUUGAGUUUUUUCACCCUGUUGGCCUCCUCCGGUGCGACCUCAACCUCCUCCCCAUCCUCGCCGAUGAACCUGGGAGCCGCUGCAUGAAGAAGCCACGCACAGGGAGAGACGGCACAGAAGGAGAAUGCAUAUCUGUCAAAUCUCAAGCGCGGCCACGCGCAUGAGGGGAGUGGCUCACGUUCACGUUCCGCUUGCAGUCUGCGGAUCUGGCAGUUGGCGACGCCCGCGAGGGCGAUGAGCAGCAGCAGGCAGAAGACCUUCAUGAGGGGAGGAGAGAUCGGGACAAAGAUAAGAAGGACCGCACAAGAGAAGGCAGAGAUGCGGGCAGCAGUAGGCAGAUGGGAAGCUUCAAAAGGGGGAGAAGUCCGCAACGGCGCCUCAUCCGCAACGGCGCCGCAACGCAGUCAGACAAGUGGCGUGAGUGCCAGUGCCUGCCCUUCG
This is a messenger RNA of Vitrella brassicaformis, 1983 nucleotides long. The record is from the annotation of a GenBank genome assembly. NCBI's taxonomy places the organism in Eukaryota, Vitrellaceae.